AGGAAGUGCCCCCUCCCGGAGCCGAGGAAGAGACAGGCCCCAAGAUGGCGGCGUUGGCGGCGGCUGAGCGGCUCCUGUCGGAGGGGGAAGGAGGCGCUAUGGACCCGGCGCGGUUGUCCCCUCCGCCGCCUCCACAGCCCCGGGGGGAAACGCAGCCCCUGGAGCAACUCCCGCAGAGCAACACGCUGGUGGGGCUGCCCAUCGUAGCCAUCGAGAACAUCCUCAGCUUCCUGUCCUACGACGAGACCAGCCAGCUCCGCCUGGUAUGUAAGCGGAUGGACUUAGUCUGCCAGAGAAUGCUGAAUCAGGGAUUUCUGAAAGUGGAAAGAUACCACAAUUUGUGCCAGAAACAAGUUAAAGCACAGCUUCCAAGACGAGAAUCAGAAAGGAGAAAUCAUUCACUAGCUCGCCAUGCAGAUAUUCUUGCUGCUGUAGAAACAAGGCUGUCCUCGCUAAAUAUGAAGUUCAUGAAGUAUGUGGAUUCAAACCUCUGCUGCUUUAUACCUGGGAAGGUAAUUGAUGAAAUUUAUCGUGUGUUAAGGUAUGUAAACUCUACCAAAGCUCCUCAGAGAGCCCAUGAGGUCCUUCAGGAGUUAAGGGACAUUUCAUCUAUGGCAAUGGAAUAUUUUGAUGAGAAGAUUGUUCCAAUUCUAAAAAGAAAGUUGCCAGGAUCAGAUGUAUCAGGACGUCUUAUCGCAGCAGCACCAGUUCCAGGUCCUUCUGCAGCCUUAACAACAAUGCAGCUCUUCUCCAAACAAAAUCCAUCAAGGCAGGAGGUCACCAAACUCCAGCAGCAAGUUAAAACCAAUGGUGCAGGUGUGACUGUGCUGAGGCGUGAAAUUUCUGAGCUGCGCACCAAAGUGCAAGAGCAGCAGAAGCAGCUCCAAGACCAAGACCAGAAACAGCUUGAGCAAACCCAGAUCAUAGGUGAGCAGAACGCCCGACUGGCUGAGCUCGAACGCAAACUGCGAGAGGUUAUGGAAAGUGCAGUAGGAAGUUCCUCAGGGUCUGCACCAAGCGAGGAAACUCCUAGGAAGCGGAAGAAAGCCGUGGAAUCAAUAGGUUCGCUUAGGAAGUCAAAACGCCUGCGGAAUAACAAAUAACUGUGGAAUAAGUGAUACCUCCCAGAAGAAUGCACUGCUUUAGUAGCCCAAGCAGGUUGUCUGGUCUGGAUACUGAUAUUCGCAGCAUGGUCUCAUUUAGCCUGCUGGUUCUUCAGAACACCAUAAACUUGAACAACGAUUUUCUCUUAUUGCUGAGACAUUUCGCCCCUGCCCUGCUUCUGUUUGAGUGGGCCCUACUGUACAGGAUUGUGAUAAUUUGCCACAGAUUUGUACUAACCAGACCUGUUCUAUCAUGUUCUGAAAAGUUAACUUUUCUGUGCAGGUGAUUAUUAAAGUGAAAUUUAUGUUUAUGCCUCUUCUGAUGCAGGAGUAUCUUCUAGUCAAAUUAAGCCUGGGUUUAUUUUAAAUUGGUAAACAGCAAAUGUCAUGUUCACUUGAAAAGACCCACUUUUCAAAAUCUUGUUUUGAAAAAAGGUUGGCUUUUUCAUUGCAAGUGACCUUGUUUAGAAUGUCUGAAAAGUAGGUUAUGUACAUGGGAGUCUACAUAACAAGUAGAGAUGACUUCUUAAGCUACAGCACUGGCUAUUUAUAUUUUUGUAAAUUUAGCAAGCAAUUGACUUCAGUCUGAUUUUCACAAAGGCAUACCCUACUUCUAAGCGUCUGGAGCCAUAAUUUUAUCUUUGCAUGGAUAGGUGCAUGCAUUGCCUAGUCAGCUUGCUAAAGCACUUGCCUGGAGUUGCUAUUAAAUCUGCCUCUCCCAACUUUUGUAGAAUUUGUUUUCUUUUGUUCCUUAGCCAGGACUCUGCACAUGCUUUUAGCAUAGUUUUCAUUUCUUGUGAAGCCGUUUUGACACACUAUAGCAGGAGCGUAUAGAAGCCAGGCCAUUUGCUACUUCUGUUGCCUGUAGAUCACAGAUAUUCUUAUCUGAACAAGAUUUCAGAGGUGGCUUCUCUU
Messenger RNA from Gekko japonicus, 2018 nucleotides. RefSeq names its product F-box protein 28 (gene FBXO28). Gene Ontology annotation, molecular function: protein binding. The coding region runs from base 45 to 1103 and encodes 352 amino acids. Gene Ontology annotation, biological process: protein polyubiquitination. NCBI's taxonomy places the organism in Eukaryota, Metazoa, Chordata, Lepidosauria, Squamata, Gekkonidae. The transcript has 5 exons. The record is from RefSeq and is a predicted model, not a curated record.